Molecule: messenger RNA, 821 nt
Organism: Erigeron canadensis
Lineage: Eukaryota; Viridiplantae; Streptophyta; Magnoliopsida; Asterales; Asteraceae
Exons: 8
Coding region: 36-656 (206 amino acids)
Source: RefSeq, a predicted model, not a curated record
AAAGAAGAUAUGAUGAUCACCUUCCUUCAUCUCAAAUGGCUUCUUCUGCUUUCAUGACCAGUAGCAAGGUCUACUUGACCCAAUCUAAACAUACAAAUCUUUCAACCCCAUUGACUGUUUUCAAGUUUUCAUCAUCAUUUCAACCUCAAACCACACCUACUCACAAUGGACUGAAGCUCAGACACCUCCUCAAAGCAGCUCCUGAAGAACCAGUGUCUGAGUUGAUGGAAGAUUCUAAGUUUGUUCCAUUAAAUCCUGAUGAUCCUACUUUUGGUCCACCAGCUUUGUUAUUGAUUGGUUUUCAAGUCGAUGAAGUUGUGCAGGUACAGAAGUUUUUGAAAGAGCUGGAAGGUGAAUUCCUAGAGGUUAUCUUUUGCACUGAAGACAUGUUGACGGGCUCUCUCUGGGAAGCUAUAAAUACCAAACAGCCAAAUCUUGAAGCUUCCAAGAUUGCAAAAUCGUUACCACGGAUCUGCUUUUUAUCUGGUCUUACAGGAGAGGAGAUGAUGAUGUUCAUUGAUGCUUUUCCAGAAUCUGGAUUAUCAGGAGCAGUGUUUGCAGCUGUUGUACCCAACAGUGCCGAUAAACCAUUACUAGAGGUUAUAGAAGAGAUAAUGGGAGAUCAUGAGAUGAUGAAAUCACGAGAAACAAGCUAAAGAUAUACUAUAUAGAGAUAUAUUGGCGUUUAAUUACGUAUUGUGUACCAUGUAAUUAAAAGAACCUAAUAAGAGUUGGGUCAGAGUCAUCCAACAUUAACUAGUUGUGGUUUUCAAUAUUACAAUAUCUGUUGAAAACUUGAAAUGAUGACAAAUUCAAAACAA